GAGUAACAGUUUUCUUCCUCUGAGUAUUGUUUCCUCUUCGUUGAUGAGGACAGGGUAAAUGUCAGUCUUCACAGGAUGUGUGUGGUCUAGCAUGAGAGAGAACUGGCAUUUCCUUUGCUGUCAUCGUAGAUGACAGUGUUAAGAGAGCAGUGAUUGGUAGUCAAAUGCCUGCUGUGCUGGGCCAGCAGUCUGCAGAGUGGCCACUGCUCCUGUGACUUGGGAGGAGAGACAGUUCCAGGAAAUACUCAGUUCGAUUGGAGAAUUGAAACGGCACCCAAACAGAGCCAUUGUUUGACUUUCUUCUUCAGAACCCAUGUUUUCACAUCUUUUUGACUGUGUCCUGCUCAUGCUGCUACUGCUUACAAGUUCUUUGAAAGGGGCAUAUGUGUCUCAGGUGGGUCAGAAUGCUGAUCUGCCCUGCACCUACUCUCCAGCUACCACUGAGAAUCUCAUGCCUGUGUGCUGGGGCAAGGGACCCUGCCCUGUGUUUGAAUGUUACAGUUUGGUGCUCAGGACUGAUGGAAGGAGCAUGACCUAUCAGACAUCCAGCAGAUACCUACUAAAGAGGGAUUUGCACAAAGGAGACGUGACCUUAACCAUAAAGAAUGUGACCUUAGCUGACAGUGGGACCUAUUGCUGCCGGAUCCAAUUCCCAGGUCUAAUGAAUGAUCGAAAAUCAAACCUAGAGUUGAUCAUCAAACCAGCCUCAUCCUUACGUUGGUUUCUGACUUUAGCCAAGGUCACCCCAGCUUGGACUCCAUGGAGGGACAUCACUACAGCCUUUCCAAGGAUGCUCACCACAAAGGGACCGGUCUCAGAGAUACAGACACUGGAGACCCUCCAUGAUAAAAAUCAGACGGAAAUAUCCACACUGGCUACUGAGUUACAAGACAUGGGUGCCACCACCAGAACAGGCCUCUACAUAGGAGCAGGAGUCUCUGCUGGGCUGGCUCUGAUUCUUAUCUCUGGUGGUCUAAUUCUCAAAUCCUCAUCACUUUAGCCAACCUUUCUCCUUCAGGGUUGGCAAAUACAGCAGCAGAGGGGAUGCACCCAGUGGAAAACAUCUAUACCAUUGAGGAAAACGUAUAUGAAGUGGAGGAUCCAUACGAGUGUGACUGCUCCGUCAACAGUGGGCAGCAAUCCUAACAACCUCUGGGCUGCUGUCACCUUUCAACGCCACCAGAUUCAACCACUUCAUUUAGGGGCUUGGUGUUGUCUUCUUUGAAGACAUGAGAUGGCUCAGCUGACUGAUUUGAGACAUUCUGCCCUUGGCCACUGAGCAGAGUUUUUCCAUAUUUUAAAGAUAACUAGCUCACUUGAGGAUUGAACUGGGACCUGUGUGGUAAUACACAGGCACUACAUUGCCUCUGAGUUCCAUCCACCCAACUCAGAGACUGCUAAUUGGGACAUUAGCGCUCCAGUGGGCUUUUACAGAGAGUAAGAAUUCUUAAUAUGGGAUCUCCGGAAUUCUAGAUAUUCAAUUACAUGGUGUGUCCAUGAAACUCCUGAAAAUACAGGGGAAAUUACAUGCUGAGAUAUAUGUGUGUCUUUUUCAAUACAGGAAGUCUAAAGGGGUCACUGAUUCUCAAAGAGCUCUGUGAUCUAUAGAAGGGGUUAGGAAACUACUGGAGUAGGACUAGGUGGUUUUGAUUCCCUCAAAGCCUCAAGGUUUA
Molecule: messenger RNA, 1673 nt
Organism: Bubalus bubalis (water buffalo)
Lineage: Eukaryota; Metazoa; Chordata; Mammalia; Artiodactyla; Bovidae
Product: hepatitis A virus cellular receptor 2
Exons: 6
Coding region: 314-1000 (228 amino acids)
Source: RefSeq, a predicted model, not a curated record